Messenger RNA from Clarias gariepinus (North African catfish), 959 nucleotides. RefSeq names its product deoxycytidylate deaminase-like. The transcript is spliced from 8 exons. The coding region runs from base 99 to 614 and encodes 171 amino acids. Gene Ontology annotation, biological process: dUMP biosynthetic process; dTMP biosynthetic process. Gene Ontology annotation, molecular function: zinc ion binding; dCMP deaminase activity. The record is from RefSeq and is a predicted model, not a curated record. Lineage: Eukaryota; Metazoa; Chordata; Actinopteri; Siluriformes; Clariidae. Gene Ontology annotation, cellular component: cytoplasm.
UUCACAUUUGCACUCCACAAUUGAAAAGGUGAGUGUUGUACAGAAAGAUCUUUAAAGAGCUAGCAUCUGAAAAGAAGAAGUAACUUUAAAGUGACGUGAUGGCUAGUGCACGCAAGAGAGGUCGCAAAGGCAGGAAACCACCAGAAACAAUUAUGCAGGCAGCUGGACAAUAUAACGAUGAUGUAUAUUUUAUGGCUGUUGCCCUCCUCUUUGCCAAUAAGAGCCCUGAUCCUAGCACAAAGGUGGGUGCAUGCAUUGUUAAUCAGGAUGGGCACAUUGUGGGUAUCGGCUAUAACAAAAUGCCUGAUCGCUGUAAUACCAGCUUUCCCUGGAACCGUAAAAGUCCUGACAGACUGGAAACCAAAUAUCCAUAUGAGUGCCAUGCAGAGCUGAAUGCCAUCAUGAAUAAAACCUCAGUAGAUGUGAAGGGAUGCACCAUUUAUUCCACCAUGUUUCCCUGUAACGAGUGCGCCAAAGUCAUCAUUCAAUCAGGUAUAACAGGUCUGGUUUAUUUGUCAAAUAAAUACCCAGAUAAAAUUGAAACAAAAGCAGCAGUCCGCCUGCUUGAAGCAGCAGGUAUUCAACCCAGAGAGUGCUGUGUAGCCAGAAGUUAAGGAGAAUAAACCAUGGAGGUGGUGAACAGUCCUGAGAAAUGACAUUUCAGUCAAAGGCUGAACUCUCUGACUUACUGCAUUCUAUUAAUCCAUCUUCUGAGUGAACAACCCCAGGAGAGCUCUUCAUCACUAAAAUACCAAAUAUAACUUAAACUUUUAACAUUUCUAAAAUAAAAAAAUGAGUUGUGUGGUGAUGGGUAAAACUUUAAAUUCUGCAAUGUAAAAUGUAACUUUUAACUUCAACCUUUUUUUCUUAAUCAAACUCUAUUGAUCAAGGUUCAAUUAUUAUUACUUACUGGGUGUUAAUUUGACCUAACUAAAUAGCUGCAUUAAAUAAACAUUUAA